AUGAGUAUAAAUGCGGUAGAAGAAGGUAACCAUGAAUACCAGAGGGAUAUUAGUGGUGUUAGAGGAGGGCCUUUAGAACCAGAGGUUGCUGUUGAGAAUGUACAGAUGGAGAGUCCUAUUCAAAUUGAUAGUGACAGUGAUGAUCAACCAGUCAGAAUGAGGAAAAUAGUACGCUUUAAAGGCGAGUCAUCUAAGAGAAGAGGUCAAUGUAGCAAUUCUCAUGAGGUUAAAAAUGUUGGUGCUGAAGGAGGGAAAACUGAUAUAGAAAUCAGUGAUGAUGAUGCUGAAGUGAAACAAGUCAUCUAUUCUACAGUUGUUGUUCGGGUUGAAGAAGUGCAGGAACAACCUGCAAUUGGUGAAGGUAAUGAUGGUUUGGUACGACAAGAGCAACAACAGCCGCAAAUUUAUCAGAUGAGGGACUUAGAGGAGGAGCCAGAACACGAAGAGGAGGAAGGCGAGGAUCAGGAUGAUUUAUUGUACGAUGAUUCUGAAGAGGAUAUUGGUUAUCCAUACCAUUAUCACUCGCCUGAAGUUUCUGCUGACGAUGAUGAUGCUUAUGGGUUCGAUUCUGAUUAG
This is a messenger RNA of Chenopodium quinoa (quinoa), 576 nucleotides long. RefSeq lists its product as uncharacterized. Bases 1 to 576 code for a protein of 191 amino acids. The transcript has a single exon. NCBI's taxonomy places the organism in Eukaryota, Viridiplantae, Streptophyta, Magnoliopsida, Caryophyllales, Amaranthaceae. The record is from RefSeq and is a predicted model, not a curated record.